Molecule: messenger RNA, 1593 nt
Organism: Salvia hispanica
Lineage: Eukaryota; Viridiplantae; Streptophyta; Magnoliopsida; Lamiales; Lamiaceae
Product: alpha/beta-Hydrolases superfamily protein
Source: RefSeq, a predicted model, not a curated record
AAGAGGGAGAGAAGUCCUUUCUGUGUAUCUGACCAGAAAAAUGUCGUCUUCCACUAGAAAUAGUUUUUAGUAGCAUCAGACACUGUGAUUGCUGACACUCUAUUAAUUAUUUCCCAUUUCUUUAUCACUAUUUUUCACACUUCCCCGGCUAUUUCCCUUCACCUCAAAACCAGCUUCAUUGCAGUAGCAAACAAUCACAGAUUCAGCCCCAAAUUGAAGCACACACACACAUGCAUUCAUGACCACAAACAACGCUCCUCACUAAUUGAGUAAAUGGGUUGUUUGGUGUCACAACUCGCGGCCAAAUUCGCCUUCUUUCCGCCGACGCCGCCGACUUACCAGGUCAAGAAGAGGGACGACGGCAAGCUCGUGGCGGUCUCCGCCGCUUCCUCGCUCCCAAUCGCCAUUGACGACUCUUGCCUCGAUGUCCUGUCUGUCCACACCAAGAGGGGCAACAAGAUUGUAGCUUUUUACCUGAGGAAUCCCUCCGCCCGCCUCACUGUGUUGUAUUCCCAUGGAAAUGCAGCUGAUCUGGGCCAGCUCUAUGACCUCUUUCUCCAGCUCAAAGCCAAUCUCAGGGUUAAUCUUAUUGGGUAUGACUAUUCUGGUUAUGGAGCUUCAACCGGUAAGCCUAGUGAAUAUGACACAUAUGCGGACAUCGAGGCUGUAUAUGAGUGUCUUCAAACAGAGUAUGGGAUUAGCCAGGAAGAUCUAAUUCUAUACGGGCAAUCAGUUGGAAGUGGCCCCACACUACAUUUAGCAGCUCAGUUACCAAGACUAAGAGGUGUAGUUUUGCACAGUGCCAUCCUAUCUGGACUUCGUGUGCUUUGCCAUGUGAAGUUUACCCUCUGCUGUGAUAUUUACAAGAAUGUAAAGAAAAUUCGAAAGGUGAAGUCUCCUGUGCUUGUUAUACAUGGAACAGAUGAUGAUGUUGUAAAUUGGUUGCACGGUAAUGGUUUAUGGAAAAUGGCACGGGAACCAUACGAGCCAUUGUGGAUCAAAGGAGGCGGCCACUGCAACUUGGAGCUGUACCCGGAUUAUAUUCGCCAUCUUUGUAGAUUUGUUCAAGAAAUGGAGAACAUGACUACUGAAGUUCGAUUGAGGAAAAUCAGGCCAACUCUGGCUCUACAGAAGAGGUGGAAAUGUACCUCAAUGUGUUGUGCUGAUAAAUGCUGUAUAGUUAAAGUUAGAAGACCGAGAUGGCCACAAUGCUUGAACCUCAGUUGCAUAAAGAGGCCGAAAUGUGCGGGGUGGAGGCUGCCAGGAUGCCCGUCGUGCUUGAUUCCUAGCUGCACAGGUUUGUCGUGUUGGUGCAAGAAAUGUUCGUGCCGGUGUACAAUAUGCUCGUGUUUGUGUGCUGCCAAGUGCUCUUGUUGGUAAUAUUAUUGGUGGGUAUACAAAAACAUUUGGACUAAGCUUAGACUUUGUACAGAUUGCUUUUCUGUUAACAUGUAGUAGUACUAAUGGUGCACUAGUCUGAUAAUUGGUAUGUUUAGGAAUUUCAAGCCAAUUAGUACAUCAUUUUGUUCUUCUUGCUUCUACUAAUUAACGAUUGUAACUCUGUUUCUUGCAUCAAUGUCUAUUAUCCAUAAA